AUGAAUUCGACAACGGUCGCGGCGGCGACGGCGACGGUGCCCGCCCUGACUACGCCCUUUGCCGUGCCGGCGAGCUGCACCGACGUCUUCAACACCACAAUCACAUAUCGCACUGGUGUCUAUGGCGACGCCACGCACUACACCGUGCACGCGGCGUUUCCCCAGACGACCGGGGGCUGCCAGGCGUCGGGCCCCAACGUGCUUCGCGACGGCGCAACCAUCAUCGUCCGGCCGGGUGUGUGCCCGAGCGACUGGGUCGCGUACAAUUUGAAAGUCGACGAUCCUCAUGGAUUCUCCGCGACCGGCACCGUCAAUGACAUCCCCAGCUUCGGACCGGCUUGCACGAAACUCGUCUCCGAGACGCAGGGCGUCACGUCUGGGCAGACGACCACGACGCUGACCGUCAGCGCGCACGCCGCGUGGCACAUUGAAUGGAUGGCCAGCGAUGCACCGACCCUGACGCCCCAGCCGCCGUCCAUGGAGCUUUGCUAUGAUGUGCAAAUACCCACCUGGACGCCCGGCGCAGAAGCCACAGGUCGCAAGAAAUGCAAAAGCUUAAAGGUGUCGCCGGACAAGCAUCAGUACGACGGGCUGAUAUACGUUGCCAUUGUGUUACCAACCGUGAUUGGCUUUUUACUUAUUGUGGGAUGCAUAUGCUGUUGCGUGUGCUACCGAAGAAAGAAGAACAGGCAAGGACGAGAGGCAGGGAGGCCGAUUGAGUUGCCAGGUGAUGAAAUAUCGCUGGAGUACUACAAAUGA
Molecule: messenger RNA, 759 nt
Organism: Beauveria bassiana ARSEF 2860
Lineage: Eukaryota; Fungi; Ascomycota; Sordariomycetes; Hypocreales; Cordycipitaceae
Exons: 2
Coding region: 1-759 (252 amino acids)
Source: RefSeq, a predicted model, not a curated record